Messenger RNA from Metarhizium brunneum ARSEF 3297, 690 nucleotides. NCBI's taxonomy places the organism in Eukaryota, Fungi, Ascomycota, Sordariomycetes, Hypocreales, Clavicipitaceae. The record is from RefSeq and is a predicted model, not a curated record.
AUGCAACUCACUGCUGCUGUCUCACUCCUUUUCUAUGCCCUCGGGCUGGCGACGCCAAUCUUGGAUGAGCCCAGAGAAGUCGGGCCUCUGAGCAAUAUCAGUCCCCUUUUCCCUCGUGCCGGCACUGGCGAUGACAAGACUGAUCCCAUCAAGGCCAAGGUGACCGUUACCAAGGGCAGCAAGAAAGACCCUACCGGUACCGGGGGGAAUCAACUCACCUUUGAUGUUGACUGCUGGGCUAUUUUGUGCAAGGACGCCCCCAAGGUCUUGCAGCGCGUGGUGAAGAAGAGAGUGACCCAAAACCGUAAGGACAGCAAGGCUUGCCCCUCGCCCUACACGAGGAAGAAGGAUCCCGUCACGGCUCCCGCCAGAAACAACAAAUGGGCACAGAGCGACUUUAACUCUGCCGAAGAGUAUCCAUUCGCGUCCUCCUUGCAGGGCGGAACCGGGGCGAAUAAGAUCCUGCAGUUUGACCCCGAGAGCACGGCUGCUGGAGCCAGCAAAGGGACAUGGUUUGAGUUGGAGUUCACCGGAGAACUGGGUCCUUACUGCGACGCCCUCGCAAGAGGCGACACGAGCGUUUGCGAUGACAAGCACGAUGCCAGCGGUCCGUGGGGCUUCGACGUGGCAAAGUUUGUCAGUCAGUGGAACGCGGCUACUGGGAAAUAUGAUUAUGCUGGAAAGAACUAA